This is a messenger RNA of Closterium sp. NIES-65, 1455 nucleotides long. NCBI's taxonomy places the organism in Eukaryota, Viridiplantae, Streptophyta, Zygnematophyceae, Desmidiales, Closteriaceae. The record is from the annotation of a GenBank genome assembly.
AUGUCGUUUGUUGUGCCUCAACACGUAUUCCUUCCUCCUUCCCUCUUUUUCUUCAUCCCCACCCAUCAGAGGCAGUGGGUUCAUCGUCAGCAACACUCAGCAGCUGGCUGGCUCCGACCAAGGCUCAUGUCUUUUGAGGCGCCUCAGCACUUAUUCGUCCCCUUCUUCCCUCCGGUCCUCCACUCCCACCCACCAGCGGCAGCGGGUUCAUCCUCUGCAGCAGCACUCGCGGCUGGUUCUCACCAAUGCUCAUGUCGUUUGAUGCGCCUCAACACUUAUCCCCCCCUCCUCCCCACCUUUUCUUCACCCCCACCCACCAGCGGCAGUGGAUUCAUUGUCAGCAGCGUUCAACGACUGGUUCUCACCAACGUGCACGUGGUGGAUGGUGCAGCGAGAGUGACAAUCUCCCAUCCCUCACUCCCACCCCACCUAUCCCUCCCUUCUUGUCAGCUGCUUCUUCCUGGCGGUCGUUGCUUUGUUACCGGGACUUCCGCGGGCCUGGCAGUGCUACUGCUUCUUCCCGACAGUCGUCGCUUUGCCACUCAGUCAACCGCACUGCAUCCCUCUGCAGACCUCGCAGUGCUUAAGAUAGUGCUGCUGUCAGUCACGUCAAGGCUGCAUACCAAAGGGCCACCAGCCAGCCCUCUUUCCAGCCUGCAAGGGGUUGAAGAGCCGGCUGUAGCAAGAGUGAAGAGUGAGUUGGCUGUAGCAAGAGUGAAGAGUGAGUUGGCUGUAGCAAGAGUGAAGAGUGAGUUGGCUGUAGCAAGAGUGAAGAGUGAGUUGGCUGUAGCAAGAGUGAAGAGUGAGUUGGCUGUAGCAGAAGAGGAGGGGACAGGGUGGUCGGCAGCAGACAGUGUUGGGUCAGCUAAGGAGAGGGUUACUGUGCAUGGUUGCAGAGGAGGGGGGUCGCGGGAAGGGGUUGGGGAGCGUUUGAUCAAGGGGGAAUGGGAUGAGAACUCAUUUGUGGCGGUCAUAUUUGGGGAAGCGAGAGGAGGAGAGCAAGAGAGAGGAGGGGAGAGUGGAGGGAAAGGCGAUGGAGAGGAGGGAGAAAGGCAAGGGAAUGGAGGGGAGAGAGGAGGAGGUCAGAGGGAUGGAAGAGAGGAAGGAGCGGGCAACAGGGAAGAGGAGUGGCUGCCCUGUGCGCCCAUUGGUGACAGUGAUGACAUGGAGCUUGCUGAUUGGGUGAUCUUGGUGGGCAAUCCCGUGGGGCUACCUGGCAGCAUCAGCCUGGGCGUGAUUAGCAGCCUGCACCGCACUGCUGCUCAGGUGGGAGUGCCACACUCCUCGCUGCACUUCUUCCAAAUAGACUGUGCCAUCAACCCGGGAAGCUCAGGUAGUCCCCUUGUGAACGAGUUCAAGAGGUGCGAGUGCUGCUCUCGUGCUGCUCUCAUGCUGAACAAGAAGGUUGGUGUGUGCCCACUGCGCUCCGAUCGGUAUAGAGCUGCUUUUCUGUAA